AUGUCCGCGUCCCCCACCAAGAAGCAGAAGGUGGCCGGCCCCUUGACGGCGCACAACCUGAUCGACGGCGCGUUCGUGCCGCCCUCGGGGGGCGACUACCUCAACGUCAUCAGCCCCAGCAGCAGCCAAGUGAUCGGCAAGUGCGCGCUGUCCACGGCCGCGGACGUGCAGCUGGCGGUGGCCAAGGGCCAAGAGGCCUUCAAGCAGUGGCGCCAGACGACCGUCAAGGCGCGCGCGGCCAUCAUGCUCAAGUUCCACGCGCUCAUGGUGCAGCACCAAGACGAGCUGGCGGACAUUGUGGUGCAGGAGAACGGCAAGAACCGCACGGAGGCGCUCGCCAGCGUGCUCAAGGGCAACGAGACGGUGGAGUACGCCUGCAGUCUGCCGCAGCUGGUGCAGGGCCGCACGCUGCAGGUGUCGCGCGGCAUCUCGUGCCAAGAGGUGCGCGAUCCGCUGGGCGUCGUGGCCUGCGUCGUGCCCUUCAACUUCCCCAUUAUGGUGCCGAUGUGGACGGUCCCCAUCGCGUUGACCAUGGGCAACUGCGUCAUCCUGAAGCCGUCGGAGAAGGUUCCUCUGACUAUGGCGCGCGUGGCGGAGCUGCUGCUGGAAGCUGGUGUCCCCAAGGGCAUCAUCAACGGAACGGUGGACCCUGUCAACAGCUUGUGCGACCACCCUGGCGUUGCCGCUGUCACGUUCGUUGGCUCGAGUCGCGUGGCGCAGCUCGUUGCUCGUCGAUGCCGCGCUCUGGACAAGCGUGUGCUCGCUCUGGGUGGCGCAAAGAACCACUUGGUGGCUCUUCCGGACGCAGAUAUUGAUGUCGCCUCCAAGGAUAUUGUUGCGUCGUACGCUGGUUGUGCGGGACAGCGCUGCAUGGCUGCUUCUGUGCUUUUGCUCGUGGGGGAUUGCAAUGCGCUGCUCGACAUGAUCGUUGAGAAGUCGAAGGAGCUGGCUCGCGGAACUGAGGCUGGGCAGGUUGGUGCGCUUAUUGAUGGAGGCUCGAAGACGCGCGUGCUCAAGUACAUCAACGAGGCCGAGGCUGCUGGUGCCAAAGUUCUGGUGGAUGGUCGGUCGUGGGCCGAGGAGACGAACGGAUUCUGGGUGGGACCUACGGUGCUGCUCCACGCAAGCCCGAACGACGCUGCCAUGAAGGACGAGAUCUUCGGUCCUGUGCUUUCGGUGUAUCGUGUGAGCUCUUUCGACGAGGCUCUUCAGAUCGAAAACGGAAACGACUACGGCAAUGCAGCCGCGAUCUACACGUCGAACGGGGCCUAUGCUGAAUAUUUCCAGUCGCGCUUCCGCGCCGGCAUGAUUGGGGUCAACAUCGGCAUUCCCGUGCCACGUGAGCCGUUCAGCUUCGGCGGUAUGUACGGCACCAAGAGCAAAUACGGCGACAUGGACAUCACGGGCGAUGGCUGCGUUGAGUUUUUCUCCACGCGCCGCAAGAUCACGACCAAAUGGAGCACGGUGAUCCACUCGGGCGACGCGGCCAACUUCAGUGGCCAGAUGUGA
Messenger RNA from Phytophthora sojae, 1509 nucleotides. RefSeq lists its product as hypothetical. The transcript is spliced from 4 exons. Gene Ontology annotation, biological process: thymine catabolic process; L-valine catabolic process. The record is from RefSeq and is a predicted model, not a curated record. NCBI's taxonomy places the organism in Eukaryota, Oomycota, Peronosporomycetes, Peronosporales, Peronosporaceae. Bases 1 to 1509 code for a protein of 502 amino acids. Gene Ontology annotation, molecular function: malonate-semialdehyde dehydrogenase (acetylating, [NAD(P)+]) activity; methylmalonate-semialdehyde dehydrogenase (acylating, NAD+) activity.